Molecule: messenger RNA, 1116 nt
Organism: Rhinocladiella mackenziei CBS 650.93
Lineage: Eukaryota; Fungi; Ascomycota; Eurotiomycetes; Chaetothyriales; Herpotrichiellaceae
Exons: 2
Coding region: 1-1116 (371 amino acids)
Biological process (GO): cytoplasmic translation
Cellular component (GO): cytosol
Molecular function (GO): mRNA binding; metal ion binding
Source: RefSeq, a predicted model, not a curated record
AUGGCGCCCAAGGGCAAGGGCGGAGAUCAGCCCAAAAAGGCCAAAACCACUGUCGAGGACAAGACGUUUGGCAUGAAAAACAAGAAAGGUGGCAAUGCUAGGAAACAGAUAGCCCAACUCCAAGCCCAAGCCAAAUCCAACAAGUCUCCCGAAGAGAAACGAAGAGAAGCCGAAAAGGAACAGCGAGCCAAAGAGAAAGCAGCCGCCGAAGCCGCCAAGGCAGAGGCUGCCGAAUUGUUCAAACCCGUUCAAGUCCAGAAAGUGCCUUUUGGUGUCGACCCCAAGACCGUGGUUUGCCAGUUCUUCAAACAAGGUUCCUGUGACAAAGGCAAGAAGUGCAAAUUCAGUCAUGAUCUAGAAGUCGGGAAAAAGGUGGCCAAGAAGGACCUGUACCAAGACACUCGAGAAAAGGAAAGAGAGGAGAAAGAGAAAGAUAAUAUGGAAGAUUGGGAUGAAGAGAAACUGCGGAAAGUCGUGCUCAGCAAACAUGGGAAUCCUCGGACAACCACGGACAAGGUGUGCAAAUAUUUUAUCCAAGCGGUGGAAGACGGCAAAUAUGGCUGGUUCUGGACUUGUCCCAACGGAGGAGAUAAAUGCAUGUACAGACACAGCCUGCCACCGGGAUUUGUGUUGAAGACCAAAGAACAGAGACGUGCAGAAAAGGCGUUGAUGGAGAAGUCGCCGCUCCAUACCUUGACGCUGGAGGAUUUCCUGGAGUCCGAACGUCACAAGCUGACGGGCACAUUAACACCCGUAACGCCAGAGACCUUUGCAAAGUGGAAAAAGGAGCGCCUUGACAAGAGAGCCGCUGAAGAAGAGGCUCGAAAGGCCAAGGAAGCAACGGGCAGAGCGAUGUUUGAGAGUGGUGAUUGGAAAGACUCAGAAGACGAAGAUAGUGACGACGACGGUGACGACCGAGGAGCAUGGAACCUUGAAGCCAUGCGUAAGGAAACCGAGAGACUUCGAAUGUUGAAGGAAGAAGAACGAUUAGCCAAAGCAGCUCGUGAACCCGUACCGGAUCGAAACGACGAUACGAACAGCAAUGCGAGUAAAGAAGGCGAUGGUGAUACAGGAGACGGCGAUGGUGAUGGGGAAAGCAGUGGAGGGCAGAAUUGA